Molecule: messenger RNA, 393 nt
Organism: Populus euphratica (Euphrates poplar)
Lineage: Eukaryota; Viridiplantae; Streptophyta; Magnoliopsida; Malpighiales; Salicaceae
Exons: 1
Coding region: 1-393 (130 amino acids)
Source: RefSeq, a predicted model, not a curated record
AUGGAGAUCAUUUCAAGUGCAUGUUAUGAGAACGUGAAGAGGUACUGGAGGAGGAACAGAUACCAAAGACUCAAUGGUGCAAGUAAAAGAAAGCUGAAAAUCGCAAGGCUCGGUUCAGGGCGGCGCUGGAAACUAAGAGUAGUCCCUAAGUUGCACAUGGAAAUUGCUUCACCAAUAAAACUUCUGGCAAAGUUUCAUGAUGCUUAUAUCGAUAUGAUGAUUCGGUUGGCAACCACCAUAGGCAGCUUGAACAACAAAGGCUUCUUUAGGGGGAAGAAGGUUGCCAAAGAUCAACAUAUUUCGAUGGUAUCUUCUGGUGAUGAAGUUGAUAGCAGGCUGCUUCUGGAAAUUUACAAGAAAUUGGCUGCUUCUCGUGACAUGAGUGAUUUUUGA